UUCAACUGUGCUGAGCCAAAUGAAUGGUCUAAUUAAUGGUGAAAUGGCACAAGGAAUUUUAAACAAUUUUCUUGGAUAAGAGAAAAGUACACUAGAGGGAAAAGGAAAGAUUGAAGUUGUUUGAUUUUAACGCGGGUGAUUUUGUAAGGAAGAGAAAAUUUGUAUUUAUUUUUAAGUAUUUUUUUUUAUUAGUCUUGUAUAUUUUAAAAAUUAUUUUUUUACAUUUAAUCAAUGUUACUGACCAUUUUGUCUUUCUUACCCUGGGUACUUUUUUGUCGCUGUUUAGCGGUUGUACUAUUUUGUCGCUGUUUAGCAGUUGUACCAUUUUGUCAAUUUCUUAACUGUGAACCAUUUUGUCGUUGUACUAUUUUGUCGAUGUUUAUCCUUAGUUCCAUUUUGUCUCUUUUUAUAGCCCCAUUUUGUCUCCGUUCGACAUUUUGUCAUUUUUUGCCCUUUGUACCAUUUUGUCUGUGCAUGAAUUGAUUUUAUUUGCGCUAUUUAAUUUCAAAACACCAAAUAGUUAAGGGUAACCUUUUCUUUAAAUUUAUUUAAUUUUUAAUUUUUUUUUAAAAUAUUUUUUAAAGAAAUGUCUACUACAAGUUCAUUAAAUGUAAUAGCAAAAAUCCCUCAAUCAGCAAUUUGUUCAAUAAGUAAUUUUCUUUUGUCAGACAAGAAACUUGAAGAAAGGAAUUGUUCAAAAUCUUUGGAAAAGGAUUGUGAAAAACCUGUAGAUUUUACUAAUGGAUUUGAAACGAGUGACGACUCAGACACCUCCCAACAAGUCCAACAAACCAAAUGGCUUCGUCACACUUUAAUCGUUGCCAGGCCAAAUUUAUCAAUUGUAGUAAUUGCCUCUGCCCAAAGAUUUGUAAUUUUGGAGAAUUCGGAGUCAAAAACAAUGGAAAUUUCAACUCGAGUGGAUGCCACUAAAGAAGAUUUUGUUUAUAUUAGUGCCUUAAAUGCUUUUGGAAUUUCCUCGUUAAACUCUUCGAGGAACUCGGAAGAUGAUUGGACGUGUAUUUGCGUGUGUUUAAGCAAUGGCAAUUUGCUGUUUUAUUCACAAGAGGGAAAGCUGUUGUUUACUGAAAAGUGUGCGUCUACUUCCAUUGUGUCGGUCAAAUUAUGCCCGUCUUUUUGUCCUGGAAAUCAAGGUUUUCAAUUUAAAUGGAUUAGUUGGGGAAGAAGUUGGAGGUGUGUACAGGUUGAAGAUGUGCUCGUUUUAUUAACCGCUGAUUCAAGACUAAUAGCAAUAGAAGGUUUAUCUUUAUGUGUAGCCCUUAGAGCAGCUUGUGUAUAUAUUUCUACUGGUGAAAGAACAGCAAAAGAAUUAUCUUCAGUUUUACAAUUAAAUGCUCAACAAUUUAAUUUGUACAAUAUUAACGGGGUAAACGAUGUUUUGUCUACGGGAAUAACUCAAGUUUGUGCUUUUGAUCAAUACAUUGGUGCUUUUAUGGCUGGUGGACGUUCGGUUUGUGGGAUUUUUGCGAAUUCUAAAAAUAGUGGGGUUGGUCUAGUUUAUGAGUCCAAUCAAUCCUAAAGGCACCAAUAAAGUUUUUUGUUCCUUUAGAGGGGGGAGGGGUAUUUUUAUGGACUUUAGAGGUUUGUGAGAGGCUUUUAUAAGUAUUGGAGAGGUCUUCAGAAAUAUCAGACUCUUCAUCGUAUUCAUAAAGAUAUUGAACUUGUAAAUUAGACAUGAACCAAAAAUAUACUUUCGAAGCUCUG
Messenger RNA from Meloidogyne enterolobii, 1722 nucleotides. NCBI's taxonomy places the organism in Eukaryota, Metazoa, Nematoda, Chromadorea, Rhabditida, Meloidogynidae. The record is from the annotation of a GenBank genome assembly.